Molecule: messenger RNA, 556 nt
Organism: Nymphaea colorata (pocket water lily)
Lineage: Eukaryota; Viridiplantae; Streptophyta; Magnoliopsida; Nymphaeales; Nymphaeaceae
Product: Bowman-Birk type proteinase inhibitor-like
Exons: 2
Coding region: 83-415 (110 amino acids)
Cellular component (GO): extracellular region
Molecular function (GO): serine-type endopeptidase inhibitor activity
Source: RefSeq, a predicted model, not a curated record
CAUGGUGCCAGUUACGUUUGCUCUCAGAGAAGAAACGAUUGUCUUCUGGUGCAGUUGGAAGAAGUAAAUCAGUCGGCAGAAGAUGGAGGGGAAGAGAGUUGCGUUUCUCCUGCUUGCGGCGACUCUUGCCAUCUUUCUUGCUUCCUGCAGGGUUAAAGCGGACAAAGUUGACGUGCCUUACGUUGUGGGCGUCAAUGCUAAUGGCUUCUAUGGAGAAUCAAAGGCUGGAGCAGACUGUUGUGAUCGAUGCGGUUGUUUCGAGACCUUGCCUUUGCAGUGCUUCUGUAACGAUAUCAAGAGCUACUGCCCUCCUUCAUGUGUAAAAUGCGGCUGCACCAAAUCCAUUCCUCCCCAGUGCAAGUGUGCAGAUGUUAAUCCGAGCUUCUGCUCCACUCCCUGCCGACCAAAACCGUGAGGAAAUCGUCGCCUAGGAGGCCAAUCAAGACAUCGCUGCAAGAAUGUUCUAAGCGUCUGAUAAAGAAUGUUAAGUGUGUAAUAAAUGAUGACUUGUAGUGUGGGUCAGAAUAAAAUGAACUUUUGAGUUGUUUUCUCUUUA